This is a messenger RNA of Brienomyrus brachyistius, 12291 nucleotides long. RefSeq names its product kalirin-like. Gene Ontology annotation, cellular component: postsynaptic density; cytoplasm. The coding region runs from base 413 to 9352 and encodes 2979 amino acids. The record is from RefSeq and is a predicted model, not a curated record. The transcript has 60 exons. Gene Ontology annotation, molecular function: protein kinase activity; ATP binding; protein binding. Gene Ontology annotation, biological process: axon guidance; intracellular signal transduction; protein phosphorylation. NCBI's taxonomy places the organism in Eukaryota, Metazoa, Chordata, Actinopteri, Osteoglossiformes, Mormyridae.
CUCUAAAGCAACCAUAUGUUGAAGCCGUGUCUGGGCGCAGAUAUUUAUUUAUUUAUUAUGGAGCUGGGGAGGUGGGAUGCUCAGACGAGUUGAAACGCUCAGUUGAACCUAUCCUGCACUCGUAACCCAUAGCUCAACCGCGUGUUUAAUAUAAUUCCUCCCCCCCUCCAUGUAAAAGAAAAACCAGCGCCGGGCUCCUGUACUGGGCUGAGCCGUGAACAAUAGAGCGAGAUACGCGGCGCUGCUCUUUGUCGCUAAUAAGGCGCACGGAAAACCACCGCAAGGAAAAGCAAGCAGCCGAGACCAGGGACUGGAGAACAUGGAGGUGAUCGAGCGCUGAUUUUUAUAGCGGACAUCACCGGAUAUACUUUUCAUUAGGUUUUUUACCCCUUAAAAUCAACAAGGAGAAAUAAUGAAUUCGGCGGAGGCUGCGGAGGAUGGACCGACUGACUCGGAUACGGACGCGUUUUUUAAAGCAGGGUCCUUCAAGAAUGAUGCCAUCAAGGCGUCGGAUAUUUUACCGGUACUGAAGGAAAAGGUGGCGUUUGUCUCAGGUGGCCGGGAUAAACGGGGCGGUCCGAUCUUAACUUUCCCAGCCAGGAGCAACCACGACAGAAUAAAGCAGGAAGACCUGCGGAAAAUGGUGACCUACCUCUCCACCGUGCCCAGCGAGGACGUGUGCAAGAGGGGCUUCACGGUGAUCAUCGACAUGCGCGGCUCCAAGUGGGACCUGAUCAAGCCCCUGCUGAAGACCCUGCAGGAGGCCUUCCCCGCCGAGAUCUGCGUGGCCCUCAUCAUCAAGCCCGACAACUUCUGGCAGAAGCAGAAGACCAACUUCGGCAGUGCCAAGUUCAGCUUUGAGACCAGCAUGGUGUCUGUGGAGGGGCUCACGAAGCUGGUGGACCCUUCCCAGCUGACAGACGACUUCGACGGCUCACUGGAGUACGACCACGAGGAGUGGCUGGAGCUGCGCGUGUCCCUGGAGGAGUUCAUCGGCAACGCCUCACACCUCCUCUCCCGUCUGGAGGAGCUGCAGGAGCAGUUGGCGAAGAAGGAGUUCCCCGUGGACGUGGAUGGAGCCCGGCGCCUCAUCGAGGAGCACGCACAUUUGAAGAAACUGGUAGUGAAGGCGCCCGUGGAAGAGCUGGACCGCGAGGGCCAGAGGCUGCUUCAAUGCAUUCGCGGGGGUGGGCCCGGGGGCGGGACAGGGGGUGGGGCUGCGGCUGGGGGAGGGGCCGAGGCCAGUGGCGGGGGCUUCUCUGGACGUGGUCGGGCCUCCGGACGUGCUGACUUCCAGAGUCUGGUGCCCAAGGUCACCACCCUGCUAGACAAGCUGCACUCUACGCGGCAGCAUCUGCACCAGAUGUGGCACGUGCGCAAGCUGAAGCUGGACCAGUGCUUCCAGCUGCGGCUCUUCGAGCAGGACGCUGAGAAGAUGUUCGACUGGAUCAGUCACAACAAGGAGCUGUUCCUGCAGAGCCACACGGAGAUAGGAGUCAGCUACCAGCACGCCAUGGACCUCCAGACGCAACACAACCACUUCGCCAUGAACUCUAUGAAUGCCUACGUAAACAUCAGCCGCAUCGUGUCGGUGGCUACCCGCCUGAGCGAGGCGGGCCACUACGCCUCUCAGCAGAUCAAGCAGAUCUCGGGCCAGCUGGACCAAGAGUGGAAGAGCUUCGCCGCCGCCCUGGAUGAGCGCAGCACCAUCCUCACCAUGUCCUCCGUCUUCCACCAGAAGGCCGAGCAGUUCCUGUCCGGUGUCGAGGCCUGGUGCAAAAUGUGCAGCGACGGGGGGCUGCCCUCGGAGAUGCAGGAGCUGGAGAUGGCCAUCCACCACCACCAGACGCUGUACGAGCAGGUCACCCAGGCCUAUGCUGAGGUCAGUCAGGACGGCAAGGCGCUGCUGGAUGUCCUGCAGCGUCCCCUGAGCCCCGGGAACUCGGAGUCGCUGACGGCCACGGCCAACUACUCCAAGGCGGUGCACUGCGUGCUGGACGUGGUGCAUGAGGUGCUGCACCACCAGCGCCGCCUAGAGGGCAUCUGGCAGCACCGCAAGGUCCGGCUGCACCAGCGGCUGCAGCUCUGCGUCUUCCAGCAGGACGUGCAGCAGGUGCUGGACUGGAUCGAGAAUCAUGGUGAGGCUUUCCUGAGCAAGCACACGGGCGUGGGAAAGUCGCUACAUCGAGCGCGGGCUCUGCAGAAGCGCCAUGAUGACUUCGAAGAGGUGGCCCAGAACACAUACACCAAUGCGGACAAACUGCUGGAGGCUGCCGAGCAACUGGCCCAGACGGGCGAGUGCGACCCGGAGGAGAUCUACAAGGCGGCCCGGCACCUGGAAGUACGCAUCCAGGACUUUGUGCGCAGGGUGGAGCAGAGGAAGCUCCUCCUGGACAUGUCGGUCUCCUUCCACACCCACACCAAGGAGCUGUGGACAUGGAUGGAGGACCUGCAGAAGGAGCUCCUGGAGGAGGUGUGCUCCGAUUCGGUGGAAUCAGUGCAGGAGCUCAUCAAGCAGUUCCAGCAGCAGCAGACGGCCACAUUGGAGGCCACUCUCAAUGUCAUCAAGGAAGGGGAGGAGCUAAUGCAGCAGCUGAGGGACUCGGCGAUGUCGCACAACAAGAUGCCACACAACAGCUCGAUCGCGCACAUCGAGAGCGUACUGCAGCAGCUGGACGAGGCGCAGGGCCAGAUGGAGGAGCUCUUCCAUGAGCGCAAGAUCAAGCUGGACAUCUUCCUGCAGCUGCGUAUCUUCGAGCAGUACGCCAUCGAGGUAACUGCAGAGCUGGAUGCCUGGAACGAGGACCUCCUGAGGCAAGCGGGUGACUUCGGAGCAGAGGAGUUGGCUCCGGCUGAGCAACGGCUGCAGCGUCACACGGAGAGGAAGCUGGCCAUGAACAACAUGACCUUCGAGGUCAUCCAGCAGGGCCAGGACCUGCACCAGUACAUCAUGGAGGUCCAGGCAUCAGGGAUUGAGCUGACAGGGGAGAAGGAGGUAGACCUGGCCACCCAGGUGCAGGAAUUGCUGGAAUUCCUCCACGAGAAGCAGCACGAGCUGGACCUGAGUGCCGAGCAGAUGCAGAAGCGGCUGGAGCAGUGUGUGCAGCUUCGGCACCUGCAGACCGAGGUCAAACAGGUCCUGGGGUGGAUCCGGAACGGGGAGUCGAUGCUGAACGCCAGCAUGGUGAACGCCAGCUCGCUGUCGGAGGCGGAGCAACUGCAGAGGGAGCACGAGCAGUUCCAGCUGGCCAUAGAGUCCCUGUUCCAUGCCAAUUCACUGCAGAAGACGCACCAGAGCGCCCUGCAGGUGCAGCAGAAGGCCGAGGCCAUGCUGCAGGCGGGUCACUACGACCCGGACGCCAUCCGUGGCUGCGCCGAGAAGGUGGCCCUGCACUGGCAGCAGCUCAUGCUCAAGAUGGAGGACCGACUCAAGCUGGUCAAUGCAUCCGUGGCCUUUUACAAGACAUCGGAGCAGGUGUGCAGCGUCCUGGAGAGCCUGGAACAGGAGUACCGGAGGGAUGAGGACUGGUGUGGGGGCCAUGACAAGCUGGGGGCCAUGGCUGAGACAGACCACGUCAUCCCGCUCAUCAGCAAGCACCUGGAGCAGAAGGAGGCUUUCUUAAAAGCUUGCACUCUGGCCCGGAGGAACGCGGAGGUCUUCCUCAAGUACAUCCAUAGGAACAACGUCAGCAUGCCUGGAGCAGUCAGCCAUGCACGCGGACCAGAGCAACAGGUCAAAGCCAUCUUGAAUGAGCUUCUGCAGAGGGAGAACCGUGUCUUGCACUUUUGGACCAUGAAGAAACGCCGACUGGACCAGUGUCAGCAGUACGUGGUGUUCGAGCGCAGCGCUAAACAGGCCUUAGACUGGAUUCAGGAAACUGGGGAGUAUUACCUCUCUACUCACACCUCCCCGGCGGAAACCAGUGAGCAAAAUCAACAUCUACUCCAGGAGUACAGGGAAUUCAGAGUAUCCGCCAAGCAAACCAAGGAGAAGGUGAAGCUCCUCAUCCAGCUGGCAGACAGCUUUGUGGAGAAGGGCCACGUCCACGUGACAGAGCUGAAGAAGUGGGUGACCACGGUGGACAAGCACUACCGCGACUUCUCCCUGAGGAUCGCCAAGUACCGGUGCUCUCUGGAGUCGUCAUUGGGCAUUAGCUCAGAAGAUACUGACGAAUUGGAGCUGGACAUCAUCCCAGCUAGCCUGGCCGACCCGGCGGUGAAGCUGCGAGACCCCAACCAGGAGCUCAACGAGGAGAAGAAGAAAUCAGCCCGAAAGAAGGAAUAUAUAAUGGCUGAGCUUCUACAAACUGAAAAAACGUACGUCAGAGACUUGCAUGAAUGUUUGGAGACGUACCUGUGGGAAAUGACAAGCGGCGUGGAGGAGAUCCCACCAGCGAUUGUCAACAAGGAGCACGUCAUCUUCGGGAACAUACAGGAAAUUUAUGAUUUUCAUAACAACAUUUUCCUGAAGGAACUGGUUAACUAUGAGCAGCUCCCUGAGGACGUGGGCCAUUGCUUUGUUACCUGGGCCGACAAGUUCAACAUGUAUGUCACCUACUGUAAAAAUAAGCCAGAUUCUAGCCAGCUGAUACUGGAGCAUGCUGGGACAUUUUUUGAUGAAAUUCAACAGAGGCACGGCUUGGCCAACUCCAUCUCCUCCUACCUGAUCAAGCCAGUGCAGAGGAUCACGAAGUACCAGCUGCUCCUUAAGGAACUACUCAGCUGCUGUGAGGAAGGGAAAGGGGAGCUGAAGGACGGCCUGGAGGUCAUGCUGAGUGUCCCUAAGAGGGCCAACGAUGCCAUGCAUGUCAGCAUGCUGGAAGGUUUUGACGAAAACCUUGAGGUCCAAGGUGAGCUCAUCCUACAGGAUACCUUCCAGGUUUGGGAUCCCAGGUCCUUGAUCCGAAAGGGCCGUGACCGACACCUGUUCCUGUUUGAGAUCUCACUGGUGUUCAGUAAGGAGAUCAAGGACUCGGCUGGACACACAAAAUACGUGUACAAGAACAAACUGCUGACCUCAGAGCUGGGAGUAACGGAGCACAUUGAAGGGGACCCCUGUAAAUUUGCCCUCUGGGCUGGGAGGACACCGUCAUCGGACAAUAAGACGGUUCUGAAGGCCUCAAGUGUCGAAGUGAAGCAGGAGUGGAUCAAAAACAUCCGGGAGGUAAUCCAGGAGAGAAUCAUUCACCUGAAGGGGGCGCUGAAGGAACCCAUCCCAAUACCCAAAACGCCGGCCAGGCAGCGAAACAACAGCAGAAGGGAUGUUGGCGAGGAACUGGACAGUCAGGGAGAUGGCAGCAGCCAGCCAGAUACCAUCUCCAUCGCUUCCAGGACCUCGCAGAACACGGUGGAGAGUGACAAGCUCUCUGGUGGCUGUGAGCACACCGUCAUCCUGCAGGACUUCAGCGCCGGCGGUGUCGGGGAGCUCAGCGUCCAGACGGGUCAGACGGUGGAGCUACUGGAGAGGUCCAGUGAUCGACCCGGCUGGUGCCUGGUGCGGACCACAGACCGCAAUCCCCCCCUGGAGGGCCUGGUGCCCACCAGCAGCCUGUGCAUCUCCCACUCGCGCAGCAGUGUGGAGAUGGACUGCUUCUUCCCUUCAGGGAGAGAGAACUCGGAGGCCAAGACAGACUCGGUGGCCACGCUACAGCCGCAGGCCUCUGUCAGCUCCAUCCAGACCGGCUCGCCGGGCUCCAAGCGGCCCAGCAACACACUGAAGAAGUGGCUGACCAGCCCCGUGCGGCGCCUCAGUCACGGCAAGGCCGACAGCGCCGUCAAGAAAGUCCCCGGCAAGCCCAAGAAGCGGGAAAAGCCCAAGUUUGAGCAGGACGAGAGUGCCGACGAGAGGGCCAGGAAGGAGGGCACACUGCCCAAAUCAGCGUCCGGCAUGCAGAGCGGAGGGGAGGAGGAGCUGGAAGACGAGGCGCACACCCCCCUGCCGCCCCCCAUGGAGAUCAUCAAGGAUCCCUCGUCCCAGGAGGAGAAGUCCGCCGCUUUGCUUGCUGCGCGCCAAAGUUCCGUCGAGAUCCCCAGUGCGGCCGAGCUGGUCAGCGCCAUAGAAAGGCUGGUCCAGACCAAGACGAGCCUGGAGCCGUACCCGCGGCUUUGCGCGCUGACUGCGCCCGCCGAGCAGCCCACCAUGGCGCCCAAGAACCCAGAGGCAGAGCAGCGGGCCAAGGCUCUGCGUGGCCGCAUGUUCGUGCUUAACGAGCUGAUACAGACAGAGAAAGAUUACGUGAGGGACCUGGGCAUCGUGGUAGAGGGGUUCAUGAAGAGAAUAGAGGAGAAAGGCAUCCCCGAAGACAUGAAAGGAAAAGACAAGAUAGUCUUUGGCAACAUCCAUCAGAUCUCCGACUGGCACAGGGAUUUUUUCCUGGGUGAACUGGAGAAGUGUCUUCAAGACCAUGACCGCCUUGCAGAGCUUUUCAUAAAACACGAGCGGCGAUUGCACAUGUACGUGGUGUACUGCCAGAACAAACCCACCUCCGAGUUCAUUGUGGCUGAAUACGAUGCGUACUUUGAGGAGGUACAGCAAGAAAUAAACUCAAGGCUGACCAUCAGUGAUUAUCUCAUAAAGCCCAUCCAGAGAAUCACCAAGUAUCAGCUUCUGCUCAAGGAUUUCCUGAAGUACACUUCGAAGGCAGGCAUGGACUGCCAAGACAUUGAGAAAGCUGUCGAUCUCAUGUUCCUGGUACCCAAGCGCUGCAAUGACAUGAUGAACCUGGGCCGGCUGCAGGGCUACGAGGGGAAGCUGACAAGCCAGGGUAAGCUCCUGCAGCAGGACACGUUCUUCGUGACGGAGCAGGACUCGGGCGUUCUGUCACGCAGCAAGGAGCGCCGGGUCUUUCUCUUCGAGCAGAUCGUCAUCUUCAGCGAGUUGCUCCGCAAGGGCUCGUCCACACCGGGCUACCAGUUCAAGAAAAGUAUCAAGGUGAGCUAUCUGAGCAUGGACCCGAAUGUGGACAACGACCCCUGCAAGUUCGUUCUGUCCUGCCGCGGCUCCUCGGAGCGUUUCACCCUGCAGGCAGCCAAUGUGGACAUCAAGCAGGUCUGGGUCCAUGACAUCCAGGAGCUGCUCGACACCCAGAGUAACUUCCUGUCAGCCUUGGUAUCUCCCAUCGAGUUCCAGAAAAAGGAAAGCGGGUCACAUUCCCUGACCAGGAACCAGGCUAGCAGUGGGCGACCAGCCCACUCCAGUGGCCGGCCAACUUCCGUAGGCUCAGAGAAAUCCCCCCUCACAGGCCAGACUCCCGCCCCUCUCAAGCUACCUACCUCCAACGGCAGCCCUGGCUACGACCUACAGAGAUACUCCGAGCGUUACGAGGCCGGCAAGAAUGACAGGACUGGAUGUAACGGGGUGUCCUCGACCAUGGAGGUGAUCCAGGACUAUAACGCUGUGAAGGAGAAUGAGAUCUGUGUCGCCCAGGGCGAGACGGUGCAGAUCCUGGCCACGAACCAGCAGAACAUGUGCCUGGUGUACCGGCCUGCCAACAGCCAGUCCCCGGCGGCCGAGGGCUGGGUGCCCGGACACGUCUUGGGCCCCCUCAGUAAAGCCCAUGUAGACAUUGCUGAAGGAAGCUUCAAGAAGUCUUUCUCAUGGCAUACCUUGCGCAUGAGAUCGCGGGUGGAAAAGGAGGGAGUUUUGGCGAGUGACUCAAAGGUUGAUCUCAGCCGUCGCAAGUCCAGGGAAAUUCAAAGCUGCAAGGUUGCUGUCGAUGAGUCUAACAGCUCGGAGGAGUCCGAGGGUGAUGAGCAGGUUCCACAGACUAGCAUGGAGUUAAUGAAUCCUAAUUUCAUUCAAGAAGUGGCCCCCGAGUUCCUGGUCUCCCUCGCCGACGUGACUUGUGCCCUCGGUGACACUGUCACCUUGCGCUGCAAGGUCUGCGGUCGCCCCAAACCAGCGGUGACCGUGCGCGCGCCGGACCAGACCCUCAUAGUCAACAACACCCGCUUCGCUAUAGACAUCAGGGAAAGCGGGGAAAUUAUUCUGAAGAUCUGCAACCUGACGCCUCAGGAUACGGGAAUCUACACGUGCGUGGCUGUCAACGAUCAUGGCUCCGCCUCUUCCUCGGCCUCCAUAAAAGUACAAGGUGUCCCCCCUGCGCCGUCCAAACCAGUGGCCCAGCAGGCGGGCAGCACGGCAGUGUUGGUACACUGGAUCCCGCCAACCAAUUUAGGGAACUGCACAGUGACCAGCUACACUGUAGAGUACCGACAGGAAGACUCCCUGAUGUGGCAUAAGUCGGUGGUGUCCACAGCAGAUGUGUGUGUGAAGAUAGAGAAACUCAUCCCUGGGGGGCACUAUCAGUUCCGCGUUAGCGCUACUAACCGCUGGGGUGUCAGCCCCCCCAGUGAGCCCUCUAACAUGGUGACAUUGCCCAGUGGGAGUUUUACGUGUGAUGGUUCUGGAAUACAGUGGAAAGACAACUUUGCAACAAUAUUCACAGAAAUUUGCGAGAUCGGAAGGGGCAGGUUUUCGGUGGUUAGGAAGUGUCUGAACAAGGUCACCAAGAAAGAAGUGGCAGUGAAGUACAUGAGUAAGAAGAUGAGGAGGAAGGAGCAGGUGGCCCAGGAAGCCGACAUCCUCAGACACGUACAGCACCCUCAGCUGCCAGCACUCUUGGACGCUUACGAGUCGGACAGCUGCUUCAUGCUGGUCCUGGACCUCCUGGACCACGGAAGGCUACUGGAUUACCUGGUGUCUCUCAACGAGCUGAUGGAAGAGAAGGUGGCCUUCUGCGUGAGGGACACCCUGGAGGCUCUGCAGCAUCUUCACACUUGUCGGGUGGCACACCUGGACUUGAAGCCGGAGAACCUCAUGGUGGAUCUCUGCGCCCCCGUCCUGUGUGUCAAGCUCAUCGACUUUGGCGACGCCAUCCAGAUGUCCAGCCACAGCUAUGUGCACUUGCUCCUGGGGAAUCCCGAGUUUGCUGCCCCCGAGCUGAUCCGGGGGGCGCCGGUGGCCCUCAGCACAGACGUGUGGAGCGUGGGGGUCAUGACCUACGUCAUGCUAAGCGGGGUCUCUCCAUUCCUGGAUGAGAGCACGGAAGAGACGUGUGCCAACAUUUGCCGGCUGGACUUCAGCUUCCCAGACGAGUACUUCCACGGGGUCAGUCAGGCGGCCCGGGACUUUGUCGCCUCUGUGCUUCUGGAAGACCCCAGGAAGCGACCCAGCACAACCUGCUGCCUGAGGCACCCUUGGGUGAGCGCCCGGGCGGGCGAGCACUCGAGGACCCCCCUGGACAUGGCCCGGCUGGCAUCCUUUAUCGAACGCCGAAGGCAGCUCAGCGAUGUGCGGCCAGUCACCAAUAUCAAGGGCCUGGUCACCCCGGAGGUGGGGCAGUCCGUCUGAAUCCUACGUUUGGUGACACUUUAGUUUGACCACUUCAUCUGUCCAGAACAUGACAGUUACAGCGCACUCGGAGUAGUCUGAAACUUCUGGCUAGCUGCAACGCUUUCUGGGGCAUCCCAUGCAGUGAAGACAAGUUUAUUAAAAUGUCUAGAGAUCAGGUGACAUUAGGUAUUCAGUUCAGCUCUUUGAUAUUCUGCUACUAUUGAGAGUGUUAAUUGUUUAACCCUUGAAUCUGCAACAUUGAUAAUGCACUACAGUUAUGAUAAAUCCCGUAAGCACUAUAUUAAAAACGCCGUCUUAUGAUGGAUUGACAAUCUUGUAUUUUGUACAGUACCAGUCAAAAAAGAUUGAGUGUACCUGCCUGUAUCCAUAUAUAUGUAUUCUUGAAAAUGGACGCACUUAUCUGUUAUUGGGUGUGCAAGUUGAUCUUAGCUUAAAAUAUGUGGGUCUAGUGGAUGUUGAUAUUAGGGACUAACUUAAAAUAUUUGGGUAUAUUUUUUAGAGCGCAGAUGGUGUUACAGAGAUGAGUUUUGCAUGGGUGGUUCCCACACUCAAGCAUUGAAGUAGCAAUGCCAUUGUUUAGGGCAGUUUUGCUUGUGAUAGUUGAUCUAUAUCAAUUCCAUACUUCAGAGACCUGCCAUUCCUUCGGAGUUGUGAUACAUGCUUCAUUCUGCAGUGAGAUGGUGGCACAAAACACACCUCGAAAUUGUACGAGAACUAUCUGGUGAAGAAAAGUGAUGGAAAACACAAAGCAAUCAUCUGAAUGUCACAGUUUCCAAACUUCAGUCCCACAGAAGGUGUAUGGGAAGCUGCACAGAAGAGUCAAAGCGAAGCAAUCUACUCGUACUUUACGUUCCUGAGAUUGCUGCAGAAAAACUGUGAAGGCAUGUUCGGUGGUCUCCUACUGAAACAGUUAAAUGUCCGGCAUUUGCGAAGCUGUUAUCAAGGCAAAUGGUAGCUAUUUUGAGAAAUACAAGGUUUUCCAAUUUCUUGAAUACUGCUUUGGUAUAUAAAUUUUCUAUAUUGUGUUAUUUUCAAAUAUUUAUAGAAGAAUAUAUGACGUAAAACAAGAAAAAGACUAGUUCUCAGCGAGUAUACUCAAAGUUUUGACUGAUACUGUAUGUGAGUUCUAUUAUGUCAACUGUACAUAAACUUUUAUGACCUAUUGAGUAAACAUCGGGGGGGAAAAUUCGGGAAAAAAAGGAUGGUAAAGUGAUACACUGUGAAUUGAUAUUAAGCAUGUUUUACAAAAACGCACUGUUAAUUUUUUGUAAGAUUAAAAUGCAGUGUAUAUAUGGCAUACACACAUUUAAUGCCUGGAGCAGAGAAUACUUUGAAUCAAACGGUGUUAUGCUGAGCAAUGUUAAAAGCGAAAAAAACAUUUUACGUAGUCAAAAUUUAAGGAGUUUUUUUCUUGAAAAGCUUUUUCUUGAUUGAAUUAUAUACCGUCAGUAAAAAGUUUAAGCAGUUUUAAAGCCACUUUGUUGUUUUUGCACAUCUUUUCCUAUCGCUGAUAGAGAAGUUUAAAAUUUUGUAUAAAAACUAAAAUUAUGUAUUGUAAGAACAAAGUAGUGGACAAAAUUAAAGGAUUAACACUUUAUUUCAGAUGGCAGCUUUAAUAACCUCUCUUGACCUGUCAGAGAUUACCGGCGAUCGGGGUUGUGUAGUUUCAUUAAAUCAGCACUUGGCUGUUCUGCAUAGCUAUUUAAGAUUUGCUGCGUAAACGUGGCGUGCAGCUGUAUCAGAAAUGAAAAGUUCAGUGGGGGAACUAUUAUAAAACAAUAACACUACCAGAUAUUUCAGAUUUAUUUUUUUAAAUCAUGGCAGAUUUAAAUCAAGUGAAACUUUAGAUUUUUUUAUCAUCUGAACAUCUGAAAGUAUUCACUGUAAUUUCUCUUCUAGCGAAUAACGACUUAAGUUGCGACGGUCUGACAACGUUGUUUGUGUUACGUGUGACGUAAUCGGCUGAAUUUCAGUUUCACGGUAUCCUACGCCCACUGAAGACUAGGAGGCGUGAAAGGGCAGUAAAAUCCAAUACUACACAUUUUGAAUUCAAUAGCAAUAUGAAUAUUUUAUGAACUACAGAUACUAAAUAUUUUUCUGAUAAGAUUUUUGAAUAUUGUAAUUAUAGUAAUUUUAAAUGCUCAUUAUAUUUAAAAAAAUGGAACACUCGAUUUGUUACAAAAUAAAAACCCUCUACAUAAACUUAAAAUGGAAAAAAAUACUUUAACUCGUUCUUAAAGAUUUAAUUUGCUUGAUACAACUAAAUAUAGAAACAGACAUCCUUUUAACUUCUUACAAAUUCAAUCACGCUGCAGUCUUUUUGCGUCACUAACGAUCUGUUGUAUGCGCUGUGUAUUUGCGGAAAUUGCGGAAGUGAAUUUUUUUUAUAACAUUGUGACUACCUUCGAGAAAAAAAAUUGUUGUAAGAAUUAUGGGUAUUAAGGUAUCGAUCUACCUAUCGGUAUUGUACAGCAUUCCUGGAGCGCACUACCCUUGCUCUUACGUUUGUGUGGCAGCGCUUUUUCUGUGGUGUGAAUGAAGCCAUGACCUCAUUUCUCUCCUGACAUGUGACGUUGCGGGCCGAUGGGACGUCACUCUUCACACCUCCUGUCACAAUGCCCGCAGAGCCUCUCUUUCUGGUUCCUACAUCGCUGAAGUUUGCUGAGCUUAAUAAGUAUUGCCUGGGUCUCUGCUUCUGUGCUGUACGAAUGAAUCUCCUCGUUUUGAGAUUAUUCUGAUGAGGACAACGUUAAGUGCUGAAUAUGCUUUGUUCAAUGCAGUAGCCAUUUAAUGCAUCAUUAGAUGCCGCACGAUCUGUAUAUACACUGUGUCUGUGUUUAUGACUCAUGAACCAAAUCAGGAUCUCCUUUAUUUGGACCAUAUGCUGUCUAUUUGUUACUGAAUGUUUAAUAAAAUUGUUUGUAUUAAAAGUGAAA